CCGUUUUUCGCUUAAUCGAUUUCUAACCCCCUUAAAAAAUGAGUGAAUUUACAACAGAACCACAAUAUGCCGAUGAUCCCAUCAAGGUGGAACUUGGACAUGAAUUACCCAACUUUGACGCGCAUGUGAAUAAAGAAUGGGAUGCACAAAUGGAGUUGGCGCUCCUUAAUGCUAUAUCGCGCUGCAAGCCAGUGGGUGAGUUUUUUUCUUUUUUUUUCUUUAAAAAAAUAUAUGAAGGCUAAAAGUAAAAGAAAAGGGAUUCAUAAGCACUUUAGGAUUAUCAGUGUGCAGAAACAGUUCAAUCAACAUAGUCCAGUGAGGUGUAGUAUAAAAGAGAUCUGGCAAAGAUUAGGCGAGUUUUAUGGCAUGUCAGCGUUGGAUGAGUUGGAAGAAGAGGAUGAGGAACAAGAGUCAGAGGCAGAGGAAGAAGAAAAGAAGAGACAUGAAUUUAGUUUACCGUUAGAGGAAUAUGAACAAUUGAUAUCUGAGCAUCGACAGGAUGAUCAAUCAUCAGUGCAUGAAGAAGAGGAAGAGGAAAAUUCACCCGCUAUUCCGCCCGCUAAAAGAACGCGUACUAGUAAAAGAGAACAUUCACCUGCCAACUCGGUUGCUGAAUCCAUGACUUCUACACCCGAACCUGAAGAAAAAUCUUCAAGAAGAACGUCAAGAGGUACACGGAAGUCGGAAUACACACCAGAACCCUCAACACCUAAUAGUCAGCGUAGUUAUCACACGACCAGUCGAAGAACGGGUAGAUCAUCCAGUGCUACCAUCCAAAGGGGUAACAAAAGACAGACAAACAAACGCAAAUAAAUAAUAAAAAAAUACAUUAAGCGCCAUGUGAAGAUCAGACUUUUUAAUUGGCUGCUAAACGAAGCGUUUCUAUCUAAUGCCAACAAUUGGGGGCCGCUUAUGGGACCGAAAAAAAAUAUUUUUCUUUUAUUUUUUUUUACCUGUUCCUAUAAAUCUGAUGAUUUUUUGAAGGACCGAUAUCCCUUACAUAUAUAAAGAAAGAUAGCUUUUCCCCUUU
Molecule: messenger RNA, 1030 nt
Organism: Mucor mucedo
Lineage: Eukaryota; Fungi; Mucoromycota; Mucoromycetes; Mucorales; Mucoraceae
Product: chromatin modification-related protein EAF7-domain-containing protein
Exons: 2
Coding region: 142-813 (223 amino acids)
Biological process (GO): regulation of transcription by RNA polymerase II
Cellular component (GO): nucleus; NuA4 histone acetyltransferase complex
Source: RefSeq, a predicted model, not a curated record